Psammomys obesus (fat sand rat) is the source of this 6116-nucleotide messenger RNA. It is a transcript of the gene Jarid2, whose product is annotated as jumonji and AT-rich interaction domain containing 2. Gene Ontology annotation, cellular component: nucleus. The coding region runs from base 693 to 4385 and encodes 1230 amino acids. The record is from RefSeq and is a predicted model, not a curated record. Gene Ontology annotation, biological process: chromatin remodeling. Lineage: Eukaryota; Metazoa; Chordata; Mammalia; Rodentia; Muridae. The transcript is spliced from 18 exons. Gene Ontology annotation, molecular function: DNA binding; histone demethylase activity.
GGGCUCAGCUGUGGGAGUUUUCGGCUGGCGUGCGGUGGGGAAUUAGCCGAGGAGCCCUAACUUGUAUAAAAGCAGAGUCCAUUUAAAGUUGGGCUGGAUAGUCCGCCUCUCAUUGGUUAGGGGGCUUGGAAAAAAGAGACUCGGCGAGCCCUCCGCUGUGGUGCCGCCGCCGCCGCCGCCGCCGCCGGAGUUGACUCUUCUGCUCGUACUGGUGCUGCGGCACAAACGUGACUUCCAACAUUUAAAAUUUAUCGUUUUCCUUUCCAAGAUGUAACUACAGAUCAGACACUAAGGACCUUCACGUUUCGCUGAUGUAGUUUUUGGAAGAAAAAGGGGGGGGAGUGAAGGGCGUCGGUUUUUUUUUUUUUCUUUUUCUUUUUUUUUUUGUGCCUCUGUGUUGUAUGUUUCGGGGGAAAUUUUCCAUUAUGAGUGUUUUACUAAAGUGAAUUUUUCCUGUUUGCUUCGAUCGUCUUUGGCUCUUUUUUGUUUUUAUUUUUUAAUUUUAUCCUUCUCAAUUUCGGAUUUAUUUGAAGGCGAAUCUGGCUUUGGGGGAAGAGGAAGAAAAGUCGGAUUACAAGAUCAACCACCACCACCAACAAUAAAAACCAUCAGGAUAUUUUUUUGCAAAUUUCUGACGGCUUUAAAUUCAUGAAGCAAUUGUCCCCUUUUGCAAUCAGCAUUUGGAUCUCAGAAUGAGCAAGGAAAGACCCAAGAGGAAUAUCAUUCAGAAGAAAUACGAUGACAGCGAUGGUAUCCCAUGGUCAGAAGAAAGAGUGGUACGGAAAGUCCUUUAUUUGUCUCUGAAGGAAUUUAAGAAUGCACAAAAAAGGCAGCAUGGAGAAGGCAUUGCAGGGAGCCUGAAAACAGUAAAUGGGCUCCUUGGUAAUGACCAGUCUAAGGCUUUAGGACCAGCCUCAGAGCAGUCAGAGAAUGAGAAGGACGAUGCAUCCCAAGUGUCCUCUACUAGCAACGAUGUUAGUUCUUCAGAUUUUGAAGAAGGGCCGUCGAGGAAAAGGCCCAGGCUGCAAGCACAAAGGAAGUUUGCUCAAUCUCAGCCGAAUAGUCCCAGCACAACUCCAGUGAAGAUAGUGGAGCCUUUGCUACCCCCGCCAGCUACUCAAAUUUCUGACCUCUCUAAAAGGAAGCCUAAGACAGAAGACUUUCUUACCUUUCUCUGCCUUCGAGGUUCUCCUGCGCUGCCCAGCAGUAUGGUAUAUUUUGGAAGCUCUCAGGAUGAGGAGGAUGUCGAAGAGGAAGAUGAUGAGACAGAAGAUGUCAAAACAGCUACCAACAAUGCUUCAUCGUCAUGCCAGUCAACCCCAAGGAAAGGAAAAACCCAUAAGCAUGUACACAACGGCCAUGUUUUCAAUGGCUCCAAUAGGUCAACACGGGAGAAAGAACCUGCUCAAAAACACAAAAGCAAAGAGGCCACUCCCGGGAAGGAGAAGCACAGCGACCACAGGGCAGACAGCCGAAGGGAGCAGGCUUCAGCGGCUCAGCCCACAGCUGCCCCCUCUGCGGGCUCCUCUACCAAGGGGCUUGCUGCCAACCACCAACCUCCCCCUCUGCAUCGGUCGGCUCAGGACUUACGGAAACAGGUGUCUAAGGUAAAUGGAGUCACUCGAAUGUCAUCUCUGGGUGCAGGUACAACCAGUGCCAAAAAGAUCCGAGAAGUCAGACCUUCACCAUCCAAAACUGUGAAGUACACUGCCACAGUGACCAAGGGGACUGUCACAUACACCAAAGCCAAGAGAGAACUGGUCAAGGAAACCAAACCCAACCAACACAAACCCAGUUCAGCUGUCAACCACACAAUCUCAGGGAAAACUGAAAGUAGCAAUGCAAAAACCCGCAAACAGGUGCUAUCCCUUGGGGGGGCGUCCAAGUCCACCGGGCCUGCUGCCAGUGGCAUCAAGUCCAGCAGCAGGUUGAACCCAAAGUCAUGCACUAAGGAGGUGGGGGGGCGGCAGCUGAGGGAGGGGCUUCGUAAUUCCAAGAGGAGACUGGAAGAGGCACAGCAGGUGGACAAGCUGCAGUCACCCCCCAAGAAGAUGAAGGGGGCGGCAGGCGCUGCUGAAGCCCCUGGCAAAAAGGCUUCUGCAGAGAAAUCUCUGCUGAAUGGACAUGUGAAGAAGGAAGUGCCCGAGCGAAGUUUGGAAAGGAAUCGGCCGAAGCGGGCCACAGCUGGCAAGAACACGCCGGGCAAACAAGCACAUGGCAAGACAGAGGGCACCCCCUGUGAAAAUCGUUCUACCUCGCAACCCGAGUCCUCGCACAAGCCGCAUGAGCCGCAGGGCAAGCCGGAGAAGGGGGGUGGCAGGUCUGGGUGGGCAGCGAUGGACGAGAUCCCUGUCCUCAGGCCCUCCGCCAGGGAGUUCCACGACCCGCUGGUGUACAUCGAGUCUGUGCGCGCUCAGGUGGAGAAGUGUGGGAUGUGUCGCGUGAUCCCCCCUGCGGACUGGCGGCCAGAGUGCAAGCUCAACGAUGAGAUGCGCUUCGUCACGCAGAUCCAGCACGUCCAUAAGCUGGGCCGGCGCUGGGGCCCCAACGUGCAGCGGCUAGCCUGCAUAAAGAAGCACCUCAGAUCUCAGGGCAUCACCAUGGACGAACUCCCCCUCAUAGGCUGUGAGCUCGACCUGGCCUGCUUUUUCCGGCUGAUAAAUGAGAUGGGUGGCAUGCAGCAAGUGACUGACCUCAAAAAGUGGAACAAACUAGCAGACAUGCUGCGUAUUCCCAAAACUGCCCAGGACCGGCUGGCCAAGCUACAGGAGGCCUACUGCCAGUACCUCCUCUCCUAUGACUCCUUGUCCCCUGAGGAGCACCGACGGCUAGAGAAGGAGGUGCUGAUGGAGAAGGAGAUCCUAGAGAAGCGCAAAGGGCCAUUAGAGGGGCACACAGAGAACGACCACCACAAGUUCCACUCCCUGCCCCGCUUUGAGCCCAAAAAUGGGCUCAUCCAUGGCGUUACACCUAGGAAUGGCUUUCGUAGCAAGCUCAAGGAGGUGGGCCGGGCCCCACUUAAGACAGGCCGGCGGCGAUUGUUCGCUCAGGAAAAGGAAGUGGUCAAAGAGGAGGAAGAGGACAAAGGUGUCCUCAAUGACUUCCACAAGUGCAUCUAUAAGGGAAGAUCUGUUUCUCUAACAACUUUUUAUCGAACAGCAAGAAACAUCAUGAACAUGUGCUUCAGCAAGGAGCCCGCACCAGCAGAGAUCGAGCAAGAGUACUGGCGGUUAGUGGAAGAGAAGGACUGUCAUGUGGCAGUUCACUGUGGAAAGGUGGACACUAAUACCCAUGGCAGCGGGUUCCCGGUGGGAAAAUCAGAACCCUUUUCAAGGCAUGGAUGGAACCUCACCGUCCUCCCCAAUAACACAGGGUCCAUCCUGCGUCACCUUGGUGCUGUGCCUGGAGUGACUAUUCCCUGGCUAAAUAUUGGCAUGGUCUUUUCUACCUCAUGCUGGUCUCGAGACCAAAAUCACCUUCCAUAUAUUGACUACUUACACACUGGUGCUGACUGCAUUUGGUAUUGCAUUCCUGCUGAGGAGGAGAACAAGCUGGAGGGGGUGGUCCACACCCUACUGCAGGCCAAUGGCACUCCAGGGCUGCAGAUGCUGGAGAGCAAUGUCAUGAUCUCCCCAGAGGUGCUGUGCAAGGAGGGGAUCAAGGUCCACAGGACUGUGCAGCAGAGUGGGCAGUUUGUUGUCUGCUUUCCGGGGUCCUUUGUGUCCAAAGUAUGCUGUGGCUACAACGUCUCAGAAACAGUGCACUUUGCUACCACCCAGUGGACAAGUAUGGGCUUCGAGACUGCCAAGGAGAUGAAGCGCCGCCAUAUAGCUAAGCCAUUCUCCAUGGAGAAGUUGCUCUACCAGAUUGCACAAGCCGAAGCAAAAAAGGAAAAUGGUCCCACCCUCAGUACCAUCUCAGCCCUUUUGGACGAGCUCAGGGAUACAGAGCUGCGGCAGCGCAGGCAGUUGUUUGAGGCUGGCCUUCACUCUUCAGCACGAUAUGGCAGCCAUGAUGGCAACAGUACAGUGGCGGAUGGGAAGAAAAAGCCUCGAAAAUGGCUGCAGCUAGAAACGUCAGAGAGGAGGUGCCAGAUCUGCCAGCAUCUGUGCUACCUCUCUAUGGUAGUACAGGAGAAUGAGAAUGUCGUGUUCUGCCUGGAAUGUGCGCUGCGCCAUGUGGAGAAACAGAAGUCUUGCCGUGGGCUGAAACUGAUGUACCGCUAUGACGAGGAGCAGAUCAUCAGUUUGGUCAACCAGAUAUGUGGCAAAGUGUCUGGCAAACAUGGCAGCAUUGAGAACUGUCUCAACAAACCCACACCAAAAAGAGGCCCCCGCAAGAGAGCGACCGUGGACGUGCCGCCAUCUCGGCUGCCACCCUCAUGAAGAUGUCGAACCCAUGGUCACUUAUAUAUUUUUUGUAAUUAUUAUAUUCUAGUUUGGAGUACUUGCUGUAGGAUACAAGCUGUCUUUGCACUAGCUCUAAAGAAGAAUUUCUUCUGGUUUUAGAGAACUGAUUUUGUUUUAGCAUUAAACUGUUCAAGUUUUUGUACGUAGAUAAUCUAGAUACUGCAGUCAGGUUUGGAAGCUGCCGUACACUCACUGUCUAAAAAACCCUUGAGGGGGCUGUAUUAAUUUGUAUCGCCCCAUGGCUGACAAAAGCCUGUUUUUUUGGUUUUUUUUUUUUGUUGUUGUUGUUGUUGUUUUUUGUUUUGUUUUAUUUGGUAAUUGUUGGGGAAUAAAGGCUUUUUAACCCGUUUUUGAAAAGGGUGAAGUUUGGAGAACAAAUUUUAAAACCAUCCGUCACAUGAGCAGAUUUUUCUAGAUUGGAAAAGUGAUAGAAGACACACACACAUAUACAGAAAAAAGAAACUUGAAAUGGCUUUCCUUUGGCUGUCUUUUCUUGUCAUGUGCAAGGGGAAUCUGUAGCUUCUGGAACCGGAGAGCCCCGUUUGUUGGCUGGGCGGUUAUGGCAGCUGAAGGCAAAUGUGAGGCUUGCGUGACUAGGCUCUCAUACCAGCACAUCACUAUGCAUCCGUUCGAGGAAGAGGAGGAAGACAAAGACUGCCUGCCUUGGAGGGCCACUGAGGGAGACCUGUGCCUGAUUUCACUAGGAAAUCCAUUCUGUUAUUUUUUUGGUGCUGUUGGCUACUUUAUGAAAAAAAAAAAAAAAAACAAAAACAAAAAAAAAACACAAAAAAAACCCUUCAAUAGCAUCCUUGAGGAAAACAGGAAACAGUAGUUGACUGUAAGUGCUUCCCUGUCGUCCACGUGCAAUCUCCUGACAUUCCACCUCCGUCUCUCUGCUUGUUCACUCACACAUCAGCAUUAAUCUUUGUUUCAAACACACUUAGAGCCACUAAGUCUGCGGUUCUUUUUGAAUGUGAAAAUACAUCUGUGCUCAUCUUGUCUAUUUUUUCUCUUCAUGUUUUAACAAAAAAGAAAAAAAAAAGAAAAAAAAAGAAUCCCAUCCCUUUUGUACAUACUCCUGUAAAUUGUUUUAAAUACUUGAGCCUUUUCUUGGUGGGGGAGGGGAGGGGUAAGAAAGAUGAAGAAAAGCCUUACAUUUCAGUUUCUUCAUCGGCUGGAUUGGAUGCUUACAGGGUUUUUCUUGUAACAUUUAUAAGUGCUGCUUACAUCACUCAAAACAACAAAACAUGGUAAUGGAGUAGCUGUUGCCCUUCUCCGGUUGUGUGUACAGUAUGUGUGGAAUAAAAAAGGGAAACUGUUUUCACAAGCUGUUCUUUGUUUCAUAAUUGGAUCAGUCCGUAGCUACCCAUAUUGCACUGAGCUUGCCAGUGGUGACUGCCAGGAACGUCCUAGGAUCCACUUUGGUGGUUGUUGUUGCAGAAGACUGAACUGUUUUGGAAUAUUUAACGAUUACAUAACAGUCGAGUGUUUUCCAAUGUGGUUGUCCAGUUUUUAUGGCCUUGCUGUGUACUUUUCCCUCUCUUUUGACAGUAGACUUUCGCCUAUGGCCUACAGUUUGACAUUUAAUUUAUUAGCGCUGCUCUGCACCUCUCCCUCAGGGAGGGCUCCGUGUGGUCUAUUGCCAGUUCUUUGUUUACUUUUCAGGUUUGUACUACAAGGUUUAAUAAUAAAAACAAGUUUUUUGGA